This is a messenger RNA of Pangasianodon hypophthalmus (striped catfish), 954 nucleotides long. Its product is annotated as chymotrypsin-like elastase family member 2A. Gene Ontology annotation, molecular function: serine-type endopeptidase activity. Bases 94 to 897 code for a protein of 267 amino acids. Gene Ontology annotation, biological process: proteolysis. The record is from RefSeq and is a predicted model, not a curated record. The transcript is spliced from 8 exons. Lineage: Eukaryota; Metazoa; Chordata; Actinopteri; Siluriformes; Pangasiidae.
UAUUCGUGGGCAGAAGCAACAAGGUAGGUGGAAUUAGGGUUUUGUUAUUAAGUAUAUAAAGUGCAAACUUGCAGCAGCUACUGUACAUUCAACAUGAAGCUCUUGGUCUUGGCUUUGUUCGUUGUUGGCGCCUAUGGAUGUGGGCGGCCCACUUACCCACCCAUUGUGAGCAGGGUGGUUGGAGGUGAUGAUGUUAGGGCUAACAGCUGGCCCUGGCAGAUCUCUCUCCAGUACCAGAGCUCGUCCAACUUCUACCACACCUGUGGAGGAACCCUGAUUGCUAACCAGUGGGUUCUUACUGCAGCUCACUGCAUCAGCAGCAGUCUAACCUACAGAGUAUAUCUGGGCAAGCACAGCCUGAACACUGCCAAUGAGGCGGGCUCCAUUGUACUGGGUGUUCAGAAGAUCUUUGUCCAUCCACAGUGGGACUCCCAGAGAAUCAGGAAUGACAUUGCCUUGAUCAAGCUGGCGAGCCCUGUGCAGUAUUCCAGCAAAAUCACGCCUGCCUGUUUGCCUGCGGAUGGACUGGUGCUGCCCAAUGGCUACUCCUGCUAUGUCACUGGCUGGGGCCGUCUUUGGACUGGAGGUCCCAUUGCAGAUAUCCUGCAGCAGGCUCUGCUCCCCAUAGUUAGCCAUGAUAUCUGCAGUAGGUCUGACUGGUGGGGCUCACUGGUCACUACUCAAAUGGUGUGUGCUGGAGGAGAUGGUCAGCUGGCCAGCUGCAAUGGUGACUCUGGUGGCCCUCUGAACUGUCAGAGAUCUGAUGGCGCCUGGAUGGUUUACGGUGUGGUAAGCUUCGGCUCCAGUCUGGGCUGCAACUACUACAAGAAGCCUUCCGUUUUCACACGUGUUUCUGCCUACAUCCCCUGGAUCAACAAUGUAAUAACUGCAAAUUAAACUGGAGUGCUUCAUCAGCAAAUAAAAAUAUCAGCUCAAUAAAAGAGAUUACUUGCA